Ipomoea nil (Japanese morning glory) is the source of this 5712-nucleotide messenger RNA. Its product is annotated as TMV resistance protein N-like. Bases 1862 to 4708 code for a protein of 948 amino acids. Gene Ontology annotation, biological process: defense response. Gene Ontology annotation, molecular function: ADP binding; protein binding. Lineage: Eukaryota; Viridiplantae; Streptophyta; Magnoliopsida; Solanales; Convolvulaceae. The record is from RefSeq and is a predicted model, not a curated record. The transcript has 6 exons.
UCUAUCAAAAAUACCUUUGUUCUUAUCUCUAACAAAUUGGUCCGACCUGCCGUUGAAUGGCGAACACACGUGAUUCCCGCAUAGAGACGUUAGAGAAGAACCAAGAUGCACUGCGUACUGAAUUCACUACAUUGACCGAUCGAUUUGCAGCCGUAGAAGCUUCUGUGGCUAGGAUGUCUGAUCUCAUCGCUCUCUCCUUCCAAGGCGGAGGGCACAACAAUGCCAGUGCUUCAUCAACUUCCAUCCCAACGCCGAAUUCAACCUCUCUCCCAGAACAUGUUCAGCCGGACAACACCUCGCUGCCCAUUGGAAAAACAGAACUCCCUACAUUUGAAGGCACCGAUCCAAUUGGGUGGUUAGCUAGAGUGGAGCAGUACUUUGCCAUUCAUCACACCCGAGAGGAUUUGAAGGUCCCAACAGCUUUCGUUAGUAUGGAGGGGGCAGCUCUACAUUGGCUCCGAUGGCUACAACAACAACAACCCACUCUUACUUGGACUCAAUUCACACAUGACCUUUUGGAAGAAUUUGGCGACGAAUUGCCUGGGCCACCGUUUGAACAGCUUGCCGCUCUUCGUCAAACGGGCUUGGUGGAUGAAUUCAUCGCUGCGUUUCGAGCUCGCAUUGCCCAAAUUCCUGGACUUGCUCCUCACAUUCAAUUAGGGCUUUUUCUCAACGGCUUGAAACCUGCAAUUCGGGUGCGGCUCCGACCGAAUGAUGUGACAGAUCUCCGAACAGCGAUGCGUGUCGCUCGCGCGGCAGAACGAGAAAUUGAAUUUCUCUCCACAAGCCGGCUCCUUGGACGCAGUCUGAAAGACGAAAAUGCAGCGCUCCAGAUAAUUCAUUCACAUAGUGGGUCUACUUGGUCUAAUGGGCAUGGGAAGAAUUCCCAAACCAAUUCUAUUUUGAAUUAUUCACAGCCCAAACCCAUUCCAACCCAGUCUCAAUUUUCUGGCAGCAAUCAAACAUCUUCCUUCCCCUCCCAAACACAACCUGUGUUUCCUGCUAUGCAGUCUUCAGUACGCAAUUCCAGCACAUCAACAUCACGAGCUCCGGCACGACAUUAUUCUAACAAAGAGUAUCUGGACAUGCGCGCCAAAGGACUUUGUUUCCGUUGUCAGCAACCGUACAGUCCGCUUCAUGUAUGCCCGAAUAAAUCCUUGCAAACUCUAAUUGCAGCAGAGGAUGACGAGGACGACACGAGUGACGAGCCUGGUGUAACUGACCAAAUCGACACCGGACAAUAUAGGGCAGUCUUUCCAAUCUAGCCUUGGGGACAAGGCUGUUUCUUUGGUGGGUGGCAAUGAUACGCACCCAAAAUAAGAGAUGGUUUACUCAGAAAAAAAGGAAGGAUGCAAAUCAGGCAAAUCAGAAUAUACAAGGAAGGCUUAACUCAAGGGAUUUUGACAAAAAUAGAUAGAGGCAUAAUCAUCUCAACAAUCAUCUCCACAAUCAUCUCCUUUCUAUAAUUAUUUAUUUCCUAGCACUAUAAAUUAGAAUCUCUAGAUGAGAGUAAAUCAUCCAAUAAUCUUCCAUAGUCUUUAAGCUUUAGUAGCUAGGCAAGAGCCUAAAACUCUUGUGGGGCAAGAGCCUAAAACUCCUGUUGGGGGAAGUCUUGUGACUUCCUAUUUCUUUUCUUUAGUUUCUAGUCUAUCAAAAAUACCUUUGUUCUUAUCUCUAACAGAACGCUUUGAGAGAGGCAGGAAAAAUUGUAGGGCACGAUUUACAGGGUGAUAAAUACAACGGGUAUGAAUUAGCAUGUAUUCAAGGAGUUAUUAAUGACAUAUUCAAACUGCUUCCAACCCAAAGCAUUCAGAAAAAUUUAGUGGAUUUAGAGUCACAACUUAAGAACAUAAAUAGCUUGAUGGAAAUGUCUUUUAGAGAUGAUGUUAAAUUAAUAUUGGGCAUUUGGGGUAUGGGCGGUAUAGGGAAAACAACUCUUGCAAGAGUUGUUUUUGCUCAAUUAUCUGAAAGAUUUGAUUGCGCAUGUUUUCUUGCUGACAUUCGAGAAAAUUAUAGUAAACAUGGACUGGUAGCCUUGCAAAAGAAACUCCUAUCAGAACAUCUGGAGGGAAGUUCAGUGCAUAUAGAGGACGCGGAUAAAGGAAUUUGGGUGAUCAAGGAAAGGCUCCAAUUGCAGAAAGUAUUGAUUGUUCUUGAUGAUGUAGAUCAAGAGGAGCAAUUGGAUAAAUUAGUUGGAGACGGUGAAUGGCUUCACAAAGGUAGUUUAGUCAUCAUAACUACCAGAGACAAACAUUUACUCACCCAAUUUGGAGUUGCCUAUAAAUGUUAUGAAGUAAAGAAACUGGAAAAAGAAAAAGCUCUUCAACUAUUUAGUUGGCAUGCUUUCAAGAAAGAAUCUCCAGAUGAUGGAUUUGUAGAUUUGUCUACAUCUUUUGUAACUUACGCUGCUGGUCUUCCAUUAGCUCUUAAAGUCUGGGGCUCUUUUCUACGUGGACGAAACCAUAAACAGUGGGAAAGUACGCUGGAGAUGAUUAAAACCAUCCCAGAUGAGGAGGUUAUUGAGAAGCUUAAGAUAAGUUUUGAUGGGCUUAAAGAUGGAGAGAAAAGGAUAUUUUUGAGUAUAGCAUGUCUGUUUCGUAAAAAGAGUAGAGAUUAUGUAGAAGAUGUACUUAAGAGUUGUGAUUUGUUUCCUGGCAUUGGAAUAUCAGUGCUAAUCGAAAGAUCUCUUGUGUUUGAAUCAAAUGGAUGUAUAGAUAUGCAUGAUUUGAUUCAAGAAAUGGGUUUGCGCAUUGCAAGAGAAAAUCCUAGGAGGAUGAUAUGGCAGCUUGAUGACCUGUUAGAUGACGUGGAUCAUGAAGAGAUGGAAGGUGUUUUGGUCACAUUCAAAUACCGACGUAGCUAUAAUAAUAUUAGCUGUGUCAUUGAAGCUUUCAAAGGGAUGAAAAAAUUGAAGAUACUCAUAGUUAAAGGCCUGUUUGGUAUCGAUUUUUACAGUUCAGAGUUUGAGGAAAGAUUUGGUUGGAACACUGUGGAUAAUUAUCUUCCUAGCAGUUUGAGGUGGCUUCAUUUCUCAUGUUAUCCUUUCUUUUCAUUACCCGAAAGCUUUCAUCCAUCAAAUCUGGCUGGGUUUCAUUUACCUCAUAGUUCACUCAGAACUUGCAUCAUAACAAAGAACAUGAACAAAUUGGUUUAUUUGGAUCUCAGCUCUUCCCACUUUUUGUUGGAAACCCCAAACUUUCUAAUGAUGCCAAAUUUAGUGAGAUUAGUCUUCCGAGACUGUAUCAAUUUAAAAGAAGUCCAUCCAUCUAUUGGACGUCUUGAGAAGCUUGUUUUAUUGGAUUUAAGUAAAUGCGGCAAUCUUAAGAAGCUUCCCAGCUUCACUCAAGUCAAAUCUCUGGAGUUUCUCAAUCUUGGCUUUUGCCGGAAAUUAGAAAAUUUUCCAGAGAUCCAGGCAAGUAUGCCAUAUCUACUGGAGCUGGAAUUAGAAUCCAGGAUUAGAGAACUCCCCUCAUCCAUCCAACAACUACAUGGCCUCACUAAACUACGUUUGGUUGAUUGUCAUUAUCUUUUUCAACUUCCUGAAAGCUUAUGUGAGUUAAAAAAUCUUAAAGUUGUUGAAUUUGAAGGAUGUCCUGAAUUGAAGUCCUUGCCAGAAAAUUUGGGCAACUUGUCACAAUUGGAAAAGCUUCAUAUACAGAGAACCGCCAUUUCUCAACUCCCAUCUUCAAUCAAGCAGUUGAGUUCAAUUGAAUACUUAUACUUUGGAGAUAUUAUUUCUCCAUGGGAAUGGAUCAGCUACAGUCCCAAAGUAGUUGUACCUAGUGUAUCAUGUUUGUUCUUACUAAAAAUGCUCGAGCUGUGUUCCCUUUUGAUGUUGGACGAAGGACUCCCUCAAGAUAUUGGAUGCUUGUACUCUUUGGAAUACUUGAAUCUGAGUUACAACGAUUUUGUACAUUUACCUGAAAGCAUCAGUCAACUCCCUCGGCUUAAAUACCUUGACAUCAGAUAUUGUACGAGGCUUGAAGAGCUACCACAACUCCCACCAACUAUAUGGGAAUUAUAUGCAGAUAUUCGUUUUGCCUUUGAAAGCAAUAUAGCUGAGCUAUCAACCAAAUGCUUGGAAUUAUAUUCAAUCACAUUCACUCAUAAUUUUGGGGUUGUCCAUUUUUCUUCAGAACCAUCAUACAUGCCAGAAGCAUCAGACAUGCUGGAAUCAUCAGAAAACAGGAAGCUCAGCCUUUUUUCAAGGAUUUUUCUUAGAAAGACUCCUCUCAGUGUUAUCUAUCAUAACGAUAUCAACAGAUGCUUCAAAUAUAAAUGUGAUGGCGCAAGUAGGAUCUCAAUUGAUCUUCAACCCUUCUGGUACACUCCAAAUUUUCUGGGAUUUGUUGUAUGCUGUCUUCUCCCUUUAAGAGGUAUAUGGAAACCACAUAUGGAACGUUGUGCGGUCAUAGCCAAACUGGCAAGCAAUGAUAAUAGAAGAAAUGAAGCUCCCCAAACAAAGUGUGUGAUCACCAAGUCAGAUAAGUAUAAAAGAUCCUUUAUGUGGCGAAGUACUUGCAUUGCCUACAUACCAUUUAGUAGUCUGUGGAAUGAAUCUAAGGCUGAGAAAGAUGGUGUUACUCCCAAUGAUUAUUCAACAUUUGAGGCAUUUCUGGAUUCUCAACAUUCAACAGAUUGGGGUUGUAGUUUGUUCUAUAAAGAUGAUGAUUUGAUUAUUGAAUCGGUCAGUUCUCGCUCUAAAUAAUUUGUAGCGGCUAGCUUGUCCCGGUGGUAGUGAUUCAGGUAAUAUUGGCUACAAAUAUUGCAGAAUCUUCAGUUACAAUACCCAAGGUGGGUUAUGUCAUUGAUUCGUGUCGUUCUCUUCAAGUUUUCUGGGACAACUACAGGAAAACAGACUGUGCAGAGCUUGUCUGGGUCUCGAUCAACAUCUCAGGUAAUGAGUGAACCAUACACUUUGAAAGAACCGGACAUGAAAAUCUCAGGUAACGAGUGACUGGUGUGUAGGUGUGAGCUUGUCUGGUUAACGAGUGACUGGUGUUGGUUUGCCUAGGCAAACAAACAUUUGACAUGAGAACCAUAACGAGAGAACCAGACAUGAAAAUCUCAGGUAACGAGUGAACCAUACACUUUGAAAAUCUCUGGAUAUGGCAGUUUUAUACCAUCUCUGGAGAUCCUGAAAUCUGGCCGUGUGGGAGCGGAACCUGCCAUCCCCGAAGAAAGUUUGGCGACAAGCUUCAUCAGCACUGCUACAAUGGCAGCAGGGUCCAUCACCGCUCGACGGCGUUGCCAGCAGCACUUGGUCCGCUUGUGCAGCAACCGGCCUCCCUCCCUCCAUCGACGCCGGUUAUCGCCCGGACUCGGGGGAUGCAUGCCUCUUUCGCAGCAGUUUUUCUCACUUCAAAUGGAGCGUUUUUGGCUGCGGUUUGCUGACGUCUCCCCCGGUGCUUCUCACCGCUCAUGGCCGAGGCCCUCGCCUGUCGGGAAGCGCUAUCUUGACUUAAGGAGCGUGAUAUAUUAUCUGUAAAUCUCUUCACCGAUUGCUCGGAGCUCCGGUGUUCUUUAUCAUCCAUCACCAGCAUUCGGUCAUAUGCCGGAAUUGCAAUCAACGACGUCAGGCUUUGCCUUCUUUUACAUAUUUAUGCAUUAGCUUAGUGCUGAGAUCGACUAAUGUACUUGCGCACUCUUUAGCUUCUUCCUUGCGAACUAUAUGUAUUGGGACUCGCUAUUUCUGCUUUGCUUUAAUAUAUG